UUUUGACGUCAUAUUCGUGCGACAUUUGCAUGAACACAUGUACCAUGCGUGUAAAAUCUUGAGGUACAUGAAUGAAAUACUCAUGCUUUUUAUAAGAUAUAUAUUAUUCACGAGACGUUGAAAAACAUCGUUGUUUGUCAUGGCUGGAAACACGCUGCUGUAUAAAUCAAAUUAUGCAGUCUCCAGCAAAAUAGAGCCGUUCUAUAAGGGAGGAAAAGUACAGAUAAGUCGUGAUGAACAGUACCUCCUCUGCACAUGUGGAUCAAAAGUCAACAUUUUGCAGAUCGACACAGGGAAAAUCAUUCAUAGUAUUGAGCAGGAUGAUCAAGAGGACAUCACCUCAUUCUCUCUCAGUCCUGAUGAUGAGAUCCUGGUGACCGCCAGCAGAGCUUUGCUCUUGAAGCAGUGGGACUGGAAGCAGGAGAAGUGCACUCGGUCGUGGAGGGCCAUCCACAAUGUGCCUGUGGCCAGCAUGACCUUUGACUGCACCACCACCCUGCUGGCGACAGGAGGUUGUGACGGCACCAUCAAGCUGUGGGAUGUUGUGAAGCAGUACUGCACACACAAUCUGAAAGGAUCGUCUGGUGUUGUACAUUUGGUUGAGUUUCAUCCGGACAUCAGCAGGCUGCAGCUCUUCUCUUCCUCUGUCGACUGUGGGAUCCGUAUCUGGGAUCUGCGGACCAGCAAGUGCGUCUGUGUUUUGCAGAGCCACUACAGUGCCGUCACAUCGCUGGCCUUCUCUCCUGAUGGCCAAACGCUCGUCAGUUCUGGCCGAGACAAAAUCUGUUCAGUGUGGGACCUGAAGGAGAAGGCGGUGAAGAGGACAGUCCCUGUCUAUGAGGCUGUGGAAGGUGUUGUUCUUCUGCCGGGGACGAGCGAUUACUCUCAGAUGGGUGUGAAGAGUGACGGUUUACACUUUGUCACGGCUGGCAGUAAAGGUGUUCUUCAAGUGUGGGACUCCAGCUCAGCGCGUUGUGUGUUCACGCAGACGCUGCCCGACGCCCCAGCUCUCAGCACAGAGGAGGCCGAUCUGAACCCGCGCAGUCUGAUGCACCUUCUGCCCAUGCCUCUGUCCAACAGACUGGCCACAGUCACCGCAGAGCACAACAUCCUCAUCUAUCAGAUGCCCUCGCUCACCAUACAGCAGCAGUUCGUGGGCUACAAUGAUGAUAUCUUGGAUGUGAAGUUCCUGGGGAAGGACGACACGCACAUCGUUGUGGCCACUAACAGCUCUCAGCUGAAGGUGUUUGAGUUGGCCACUAACAGCUGUCAGAUUCUGUAUGGACACACAGAUACCAUCUUAUCUAUUGAUGUGUUCUGCAAAGGCUCCAUGUUUGCCAGCUGUGCAAAGGACAAGUCCUUGCGGCUGUGGAAGAUGGAUCCGACGAGCGGCCUUGUGCACUGCGUGGCUCGGGGCAGCGGACACUCCAAUGCCGUGGGCUCUAUAGCCUGCUCCAGGUUAAAGAAAGUCUUCCUGGUGUCAGGCAGUCAGGACUGCACUAUUAAGGUGUGGGAAGUGCCCGACCCUCCUCCCGCCCUGGGAUGUGAACCGGGCUUGAUGACGGCACGAAUCACUGAGAAAGCUCAUGACAAGGAUGUGAACAGCCUGACCAUCUCUCCCAAUGACAAACUGCUGGCCUCUGGCUCCCAGGAUCGCACGGCAAAACUCUGGUCCCUGGCUGACAUGAGUCUGCUAGGUGUCUUCAGAGGUCAUAGUCGAGGUAUUUGGUGUAUUCAGUUCUCUCCUGUGGACCAGAUCCUGGCCACGGCCUCGGCAGACGGCUCCAUCAAGAUCUGGGGCCUUCAAGACUUCAGCUGCCUCAAGACAUUUGAGGGACAUGAUGCCUCUGUGCUAAAGAUCAUAUUUGUCAGCCGAGGAACUCAACUAGUGUCUGGUGGUUCUGACGGACUUUUGAAGUUGUGGACAAUAAAAACGAACGAGUGUGUGAAAACAUUUGAUGCUCACCAGGACAAAGUGUGGGCUCUGCAUGGCAGCAGCAAAGACGACCUGAUGGUGACGGGAUCAGCCGAUUCCACCAUCACGCUGUGGAAGGACGUAACUGAAGUGGAGUUGGCGGAAGAGCAGGCCAAACAAGAAGACCAAGUCCUUAAGCAGCAGGAACUGUCAAAUUUACUUCAUGAAAAGAAAUACCUGAAGGCUCUGGGGAUCGCUAUCUCUCUGGAUCAACCGCACACUGCCUUACGAGUCAUCAGAGAAAUUCGGCAGCAGGAGCAUGGGCUACAGGAGCUAGAAAAGACCCUCCUGAAACUCCGUCAGGAUCAAAAAGAGUCGGUGCUGCGCUACUGUGUGGUGUGGAACACUAACUCGCGCAGCUGUCUGGACGCUCAGGCCGUCCUGCAGGUGCUGCUCACUCACCUGAGCCCAGAGGAGAUGCUGCAGUAUCAGGGGGCUCGGACUCAUCUGGAGGGCCUCAUCCCGUACACAGAGAGACACAUGCAGCGAAUCGGCCGUCUCCUGCAGGCCUCAAUGUUUCUGGAUUACAUGUGGCAGAAAAUGCGUAUUACAGGUGGUAAAGAGAGUGUGAACUUGGACGAUGAUGAGAUGGACACCAGUCCUCAGUCCACCUUCAUCAUAGACAAGCAACCAAUGGAGAUGACAAACACUCAAGCAUCUCAGCAGCAACAGGAAGAUGAAGAGGAAGAUUUGGAAGAGUCAGAAAGCAGAGUGGAGCAUACUGAUGAAGAUGAAAGUGUCAGCACAUCUAAAAGUGCUCAUAUGAAUGGCAAGAAACACAACGGGGUGAAUCGAGUCGCAGAUGAAGGUCAUGUGUCCAGUGAGGAGAGUGAAAAUGAGGAUGGAGCCAUGGAAAUUUCCACCAAGUCUCUUCCCACCAAAUCUACAGGUUCUGCCCUCUGUGAAACAGCAACUAUAAGGUGAUUGGCUGCUGUAGCUGCCAAUCAUGAGUCUUUUUAUUCAGUGCUGUAUAGUGAAUUGAUGGACACUUCUGAUCUUUCAGAAUUUUUCAGAUUCAUCCAUACAUUGUUGCUGAUAAACAGGGUUUUCCUGUUACACCAAUUACACAAUUCUCUUAGAUGUUUUUUUAAUGUAGUUGUUUGUCAUCCUUCAAAUAAAUAUUGUUAAUAUCACUUGGAAAAAAAGAAUAAAUUUUAUUACCCUCUA
Molecule: messenger RNA, 3142 nt
Organism: Megalobrama amblycephala (Wuchang bream)
Lineage: Eukaryota; Metazoa; Chordata; Actinopteri; Cypriniformes; Xenocyprididae
Gene: tbl3
Product: transducin beta like 3
Exons: 23
Coding region: 140-2899 (919 amino acids)
Biological process (GO): endonucleolytic cleavage in 5'-ETS of tricistronic rRNA transcript (SSU-rRNA, 5.8S rRNA, LSU-rRNA); endonucleolytic cleavage to generate mature 5'-end of SSU-rRNA from (SSU-rRNA, 5.8S rRNA, LSU-rRNA)
Cellular component (GO): nucleolus; 90S preribosome; small-subunit processome
Molecular function (GO): protein binding; U3 snoRNA binding
Source: RefSeq, a predicted model, not a curated record